AUGCGCGCCCUCGCUAUCUUCACCGCCGCGGCCAUCUUCCUUCUCAACACAGUCACCGCUCAAGAUCUACCAGGAGAGGAUGUCUACCAGAAGUGCCUGGAUGGUGAAAUUACGGGCUGGGAGAACGACUGCUGCGGGCUGAUGUGGGUGCUAUGUGUCUACCCCACCAACAGCGAUCUGCCGCGCUGCAGAGAAUAUGUCGAGGGCUUCGGCUGCACGCCGCCGCUUUAG
Messenger RNA from Lasiodiplodia theobromae, 231 nucleotides. Its product is annotated as Vacuolar protein 8. Lineage: Eukaryota; Fungi; Ascomycota; Dothideomycetes; Botryosphaeriales; Botryosphaeriaceae. The transcript has a single exon. The record is from RefSeq and is a predicted model, not a curated record. Bases 1 to 231 code for a protein of 76 amino acids.